This is a messenger RNA of Aureobasidium vineae, 657 nucleotides long. The record is from the annotation of a GenBank genome assembly. Lineage: Eukaryota; Fungi; Ascomycota; Dothideomycetes; Dothideales; Saccotheciaceae.
AUGGCACCAGGAGUUGCGGUGUAUGGUGAGAAGCGCAUCACUGUCGACUCUCCUGCUCCCGUUGUCGAAAACGGCGAAACUGGCGCUACUACAAAGAUCGAGUACCGCGUCUGGAACCCCUUCCGCUCAAAGAUCGCCGCUGGUAUCCUCGGAGGUCUUCAGGACAUCUACAUGAAGCCAGGCUCCAAGGUUCUUUACCUCGGUUCCGCUUCUGGUACUUCCGUUUCUCACGUCGCUGAUAUCGUCGGUCCCACUGGUACCGUAUACGCCGUCGAGUUCUCUCACCGUUCCGGCCGUGACUUGAUCAACAUGGCUACCCACCGUACCAACGUCAUCCCCAUUGUCGAGGACGCCCGUCACCCUCUCAAGUACCGUAUGCUCGUUGGCAUGGUCGACUGCAUCUUCGCCGAUGUUGCCCAGCCCGAUCAGGCCCGUAUCGUCGGUCUCAACGCCCACUUGUUCCUGAAGGUCGGCGGUGGUGUCCUUGUCUCCAUCAAGGCCAACUGUAUCGACUCGACCGCUGCCCCCGAGGCCGUCUUCGCCCGUGAGGUUCAAAAGAUGAGAGAGGAGCGCAUCAAGCCCAAGGAGCAGCUCACCCUUGAGCCCUUCGAGAGAGACCACGCCAUGGUCGCUGGUAUCUACCAGCGCGCCGCAUAA